ACAUAGUCCUUCAAUUCAUUAGUUACGAAAGUACCUAGAAUUCCCAGGUUACGAAAUAAACAAAAUAAAACUUAGUACCUACUUCGUCCUUAACGAAUAUAUCUAUAUCUACUCCUCGCCUAUUCCAGCUCAUAAACUGAUGAGUUACGUAAUUAAAGAUCCAUUAAUAAUUACUUUGUCUAUACUCAAGACGUCAAAUUACUACUUGUAGGUAAGUCUUCCGAGUAGAGGAUUUUCCAAUUAAAUUUCCUGUUAAUUAUAAUUAGGAUUUAUCCAAUUAUCUUUAAAAAUUCCAUUAUUUCUUUGAUUUGGGCUUACACAGAAUUUCUUCAAUAAUCAACUCACUUUUUAGUCAUUGGUAAGUUCCUACUUACUCCCCAUACGAUGUUAUAUCGCGGCCUAAGUUAAUAUCAAAAAUGAGAUAUAUUUUUAUAGCAUGUAGUAGGUACAAUGCUACAGAUCUAGACCCCAACAAAUAUCUAGACCUCUCUUCAUCCAAGCUCGGCGGUUUCAGGUAUUCUUGACCUGACCCUUUGCCAGGACAUCCUUAAUUUGAUCAAGAUACGUUCGUCUAGCACAGCCAGGCGAGCCAUAUUGGACAGUUUCUGACUGCUCAUAAAGGCAUGCAAAGCUCCAUUCACCAUGUUUCUCAACUAAUAAUAAGCGGUAGUUUGAUUAUUUGUUCAUUAUUAAGUUUUAUUUACUUAAUCUAUCUAAAUCUAAGUUCAAUCUCUUUCAUAAAGAGUUUUCUUGAAAUUACGACGACACAUACCUAUGUGGUUACUUUCUUACAUAGACGGACAAACAUCUUUUCAUCUCAAACCUAGUAGCUGUACAUUUUGCACGCGCAAUCGAGGCUGCAAUUCAAAGCUAGAGCUAAAUUAAUAUUUCUAUCGUGAGACAAUUGUUUAGAAGACAACGGCGCGAGUCAGGCCGGUAGAAAGCCGAUCUCUGCCAACAUCAACACCUAUAAAACUACCUGUUGUAUAAUCAUGCCUUCAUUACUCCACUUGGCGGCAUCACUGCAGUAGUGCCUUUGUGAUUGUCUGUUCCGUUAAAUCUUAUAAAACUUGACCAGUUGUUAAGUGGUGUUGUGAUAACGCAAUGGAUUCGCAGCAGUUUCGCGAAUUCGGCAAGGCAGCUAUUGAUAUGGUCGCUGACUAUUUGGAUAAUAUAAGAAAAUUAGACGUCCUGCCUUCAGUUGAACCUGGAUAUUUGCUAAAAGCUCUACCAGAAGAUGCGCCAGAACAGCCUGAGCAAUGGCAAGAUGUUUUGAAGGAUUUCAGUGAAAACAUUAUUCCUGGAGUGACACAUUGGCAUUCUCCACGAUUUCACGCAUUCUAUCCCACUGGAUCUUCAUACCCAAGUCUGGUGGGCAAUAUCCUAAGUGACGGCUUAGGAGUCAUUGGAUUCAGUUGGAUGUCGAGUCCAGCGUGCACCGAAUUAGAAGUAGUGACACUGAACUGGCUGGGGAAGCUUCUGGGCCUUCCCGAAGAGUUUCUCAACUGCUCGAAAGGCCCUGGUGGUGGAGUUAUUCAGGGUUCCGCAAGUGAAGCAACUCUAGUCGGAUUGCUCGUCGCAAAAGAAAAAAUGGUACGAAAAUUACUAAAAAACAAUCCAAGCCUUGACGAAGGUAUCAUUAAAUCUAAGCUGAUUGCUUACACUUCCGAUCAAUGCAAUUCAUCGGUUGAAAAGGCAGGAUUACUUGGUUCAAUGAAAAUGAGACUAUUAAAGGCUGACGCAGACGGAAGACUACGUGGCGAAACUUUGAAAACAGCGUUUGAAGAAGACAGAGCCCAAGGUUUGAUACCUUGCUAUGUCGUUGCGAACCUCGGUACUACAGGAACAUGCGCAUUCGAUCCUUUGUAUGAAUUGGGACCAAUAUGUAACGAAGAAGAUGUAUGGCUUCAUGUCGACGCUGCAUAUGCAGGCACUGCCUUCAUCUGCCCGGAGUACAGACAUUUAAUGAAAGGGGUGGAGUACGCAGAUUCUUUUGAUGUCAACGCUCACAAAUGGAUGCAAGUACAUUUCGAUUGCUCUGCCAUGUGGGUAAAAAAUGGAUAUGAUCUAAUAAAUACAUUCGACGUCCAGAGAAUUUACCUGGAUGAUGUUAAAACAGAUAUCAAAAUACCAGACUACCGACAUUGGCAAAUGCCACUCGGUCGUAGAUUUAGGGCUCUGAAGCUAUGGACAGUUUUAAGGAUAAACGGCGCCGAAGGGAUACGGAGUCACAUUCGUAACCAAAUCAGCCUCGCCCAGUACUUUGCAAAAUUGGUCCAAAAUGACAAUCGAUUUAUUGUAGAGCCUGAACCAUCAAUGGGGCUCGUUUGUUUUAGAUUAAAAGAUGGUGACAUCAUGACUAAAAGAUUAUUAGAAAAUAUUACAGAGAAAAAACAGAUCUAUAUGGUAGCUGCCACAUAUAGAGGCAGAUAUAUCAUUCGUUUUGUUAUAUGUUCACGUCUUACGACUACAGAAGAUGUUGACUUUAGUUGGAAAAUAAUUAAAGCAGAAGCUGAUUUGACUUGUUCAAAUAACGUGAUCACUAAAUCCAAAAUUCCAGCUAUUAAUCUCCAAGAGACAAUUAGCUCGUGUGAGAAAUCUAAAUAAGGCAUUUUUUCCCCUAUGGAAAAUAAUGAACAUCGCAUAUAACUUAGCUGAGUAGACUAAAAUACUUAUUUAGUUAUUUACGAUUUCAACUUGUCUACAAACGGUUUAGAAAGGCGGAAAAGACAAAACGAAUGUCAAGGUUUAAUUUUACAAACAAAAGAAAUAUUGUACUUACCAAAAUAAACACUAAGAACUUAAGUGAUAUACUUACCAACCGGCUUAUUUUUUUAUUUAAAUACAAGUUACUUGAUUAG
Messenger RNA from Amyelois transitella, 2861 nucleotides. RefSeq names its product aromatic-L-amino-acid decarboxylase. Gene Ontology annotation, biological process: amino acid metabolic process; catecholamine metabolic process. The record is from RefSeq and is a predicted model, not a curated record. The coding region runs from base 1105 to 2607 and encodes 500 amino acids. The transcript is spliced from 5 exons. Gene Ontology annotation, molecular function: pyridoxal phosphate binding; aromatic-L-amino-acid decarboxylase activity. Lineage: Eukaryota; Metazoa; Arthropoda; Insecta; Lepidoptera; Pyralidae.